AAUUUUGAAGACACAUGGCCCGGCAUAAAUAGUUAGCUGGUUGUUUUCUGUCAAAUGAUCAAAAUGACAAUCAAACGUCAUGAGAGAGUACGGACAGAAAUUCAGUCCAGUUUUAAGCUUACUGAAAAUCGCAUAGCUAAAUCACAAGCUCCGCUAGUUACAACAAAUAUCUGGAAAAUAAUUAAUUACAAACCAAAAGUUGCUAUUUGUAAUCCACCGAGAACCGAGAAAAAAUCAACGGAAACUCAAAAGGCGCCAAAUACAAUAUCUAAUCCAAAAAUGUCGGAGAAAAACUUCAAUGAAAAAUUAAACUCUACUGCAAAUUUGGACAAUAAGAUGGAAAUGGUUGCUAUUGCAAAGGCAAUGAAACGUAAAACUCAGAAUGUUCCAGUAAAUGCAAUUAAUAAACGGGCUAAACUGGAAAUAGGAUCCACUCAAAAGGGUCAAUUGAAGACUGCAAUUAAUAGGAAACAAAAAUCAUCUUAUGCCAUAAAAAAGUCAAAGAAAAUUGGUAAUAAAAACGUGACUGCUAAAAAGAAUACAAAUUCAAUAAAAAUAAAGUGCGAGAGCGCUGAAUCGUCGGACGAGGAGAAAGCAGAGUCUGAAUCGGAGUCUGAUGCUGAAUUGUUGGACGAGGAGGAAUCACAAUCUGAAUCGGAGGAGGAAUCAGAGUUGAUUGAUACUGAAUCGAUGGACAAGGAAGAAUCUGAAUCGAUGGGCAAGGAAGAAUCUGAAUCGGAGUCUGACGCUGAAUCGAUGGAAGAGGACGAAUCAGAGUCUAAAUGUGAUGAAUCCGAGUCUGAUGGGGAAUCGUUAUACAACGAGAUAUUAGAAUCCAAAUUGGAGUUUGAACGUAAAUCGAUGGACGAGGAGGAGUCCGAGUCUGAUGCUGAAUCGAUGGUCGAACAGAAAUCAGAAUCCAAAUCGGAGUCUGACGCUGAAUCGAUGGACGAGGAGGAAGCAACGUCUGAACUAGAUUCCGAUUCUGAUUAUUCAUGGGAUAGUGACAAGAAUUUCUUUUUGCAGCCAGGAAUAAUUAAAGCAAAGCUACUUAAACCAAUUAAAAUAGAUUUCGAUAUCAAUGUGAAGAAGGUCGAUGAGCCACUGUGUAUAACUGAAGCGCCGCUGGUUGACGUAGACCUUACUAAAGUUUCGGUGUUCGACGGAAUGAUGGGUAAAGCAGAGCCCGAAACUCAAAACGUUUCUGCGGAGACUGUUAAAGAUGAAGCUUUAAGCGAAUCUAAUGACGAGGCUGAAGGUGAGGAGCCGGUUGAAAUGAGUGAAAAUUCAGUAAAUAAUGAUGAAGAAGACAUAGACAUGCAGCUUCUGCCAAUGUAUGAAGGACGUAUAACAUCUCCAUGGCACAAUAUACCUGAAUUUACAGACGAUUGGUGUGUUUUUGAGAAUAGUUUCAAGACCAACAAUGUGCUGGCUGUGGUGAAACAGGACAUCGAGCUUUAUGGCACCGUUACACUGACCUUGCUGUCUGGACGCAUUAUAAUCAAUGGCUAUAAGCCGCGCCGCGAUGUUCCGUUGACCAUCUAUUCACCCAAAGGCUUUAACUGGGUGGCUAUUUCACCCAUGUCGAACAUGAAACCAAUCAAAUCAAAAUUGGAAUCAAAUUCGAGCUGGAAAGACCUGGAAGACAGCUUCACACGCGCUCAACUAGAUCAUGUUAAAGGAAGCUAUGAUGAGUAUCGCGAUGCAAUUGUGCUGAUGCAGCGUAACAGCGGGGCACAAAAUAUGCUCCACAUCAUUGGCAAACACAUGGUGGAGAAGGUUUUCCCUAUGGUGAAUACCUCCAAUCGUCCGUAUGCUUCCAGUGAGUAUAUCUUAAACUGCUUAAUCCAGAGCGCCGAUGCAAAGCAAACGCUGCGUGUGACCCACAAGUGGAUGAAGCUGAAGCUGCAGCCACGCAGUCGCUGGAUGGUGGCUGGGGGCAAAGGUGUGGGUAAAUCCACGUUGCUUCGCUUUUUGCUGAACAGGCAUUUGAGCCGCUUCGAACGCAUUCUAUUCAUUGACCUGGACAUUGGACAGCCCGAAUUUUUUUUGCCACAGACGAUUUCAUGCUUUGUCAUCGAUCGCCCGCUGCUGGGAGCUGGUUUCUUUUUCAAUAAACAGCCGGAACGAGCCUAUGCAGUGGGUCAUGUGAAUGUGGUGAUGUGCGCGGAGCAGUACAUCCGAGCGGUGCGAGAGUUGCUGUUUCAAUGCAAGGUGAACCCGAGCUAUGAUGAAAUGCCGUGGCUCAUCAAUACGAUGGGUUACAACAAAGGCUUCGGUCGGGAGCUAAUGGCUCUAUUGAUCGACUGUGUUCAGCCAACCGAUUUGAUACAAAUAUCCAGUCCUAAGGCCAUAAACAAUUUUGAGAUAACGCUCAAUCCCAAAUCCCUCGCCAAGGUGCGCCCCAUUAUUUAUACAGCUGAUGAGUUUAAGGUCAAUGCAAAAGCCUUCAGCUACAAAUUGCAUCAGUUAGAAAGCGUAUUGCCGCUGCUGGAGCCGGAGCAUCACUGGAGGAUGAGCCCCAAGGAUGUGCGCUACGCCAAUUUGUUGGCGCGUCUCAGCAGUGCGUUGAAUGGUAAUGCGAAGUACCUGACCGAUUGUCAGCCAGUUAGCGUGGAUCUGGAUGCAGUGAAGCUUGUGCAUCUCGUGUCCAAGGAUUACGUACGUGAGGAGCUUAUAGCUGGCAUGGAGGCCAAUCUGGUUUAUCUGUGCAAGGGUCGGCUGGAUGACGAUCCAAAAGAGUGUCUAGGCUUAGGUGUAGUGCGUGCCAUUGAUUAUGAGGAGAAGAAGCUGUAUCUAGUCCCAGCCAUGCCUAUGGAACGUCUCUCGCAGGUCAACUGUUUGGUAUUAGGCACCGACAUGUGCCUGCCGCAAGGAUUCUUCAAGGAUCAAGGUGCCGGCGUUGCCAACAAUGUGCCUUUCGUGUUCAUUAUAGAUGACAACAAGUCUUCUAAGAGUAUACAACAAAUCUACUUCCGUUCACCUGGUUUCAUACGCCAGCCGAAAAAACCGAAAACAAAUACCAAAAAUUAAUAUUUACAAAGAGAAUUUGAACAAAUUGUAAAAG
Messenger RNA from Drosophila arizonae, 3067 nucleotides. RefSeq names its product polynucleotide 5'-hydroxyl-kinase Nol9. NCBI's taxonomy places the organism in Eukaryota, Metazoa, Arthropoda, Insecta, Diptera, Drosophilidae. Gene Ontology annotation, molecular function: polynucleotide 5'-hydroxyl-kinase activity. The record is from RefSeq and is a predicted model, not a curated record. Gene Ontology annotation, cellular component: nucleus. Gene Ontology annotation, biological process: cleavage in ITS2 between 5.8S rRNA and LSU-rRNA of tricistronic rRNA transcript (SSU-rRNA, 5.8S rRNA, LSU-rRNA).